UGCUAAUUGUGGAGGCAAAAACCGGAGGACCCAGAGAAAAAUCCAUACGACUACAGAGAGAACAAACUCCAACUAAAUGGGCGUCAAGGUCGGGAUCGAACCACGACCUGCUGAAUACCAGGCGAGGGAGUCAACAUCUCCUAGCCACCACGGCGCCCACACGCACACACGGAGUGGCUCAUGGCUCAGGGGGGCAACCGUGGUCCUUGCGUCUCCGCAGGAAUCAGUGGCCGGGAUCAGGGGUCACAUCACGGGCAAGUUCGCCCGUCUAAAGAAGGCUCUGGACGAGGACGAGAAGGAGGCUCUCCAACGCGUGGCCGUGAAGGAGCGCGAGCUGCUGUCCCGGAUAGACGAGGACAUCGCUCGUCACAAGCGGGAGAUCGGGGAGCUCCAGGUGGCGGCCGCUCGUCUACGCACCCUGCAGCACGAGAGGGACUCGCUCGCCUUCCUGCAGGGGCACCUGGAGGAGACGCGCAGGAGAGAGAUCCCAAAGGAAUCUGCACCCCCACCUCCCACUUCACUGGACUCCACCACGAUCCGCUCCCUUGAAAGGGCCAUGCGCAGACUCCUGCCUCUCGUCUAUGGACGCUCACCGACUCUGGACACAAACUCAUCGCACGACCGCCUCCAGAUUUCCUCGGAUCUCAGGACGGUGACGCAGAGCGGUGUCCCCCAGGGUCGCCCCCAUCACCCACACCGCUUUGCGUGCUGGCCACAAGCGCUGUGCUCUGAGAGCUUCUCGUCCGGUCAGCACUACUGGGAGGUGGACGUGGGGAGCACGAGGCAGUGUCAGGUUGGAGUCGCAUACGGGACGAUCCCACGGAGAGGGCGUGGUGCUGAGUGCCACCUGGGACUGAGUGACGUCUCCUGGUGUCUACAGAAAGAUGACGACAUCUUCUCAGUGCUGCAUGGCGGGGUAGUGACGGCACUGUCGGUGCCGCAGCCUCCGCGGAGAGUCGGGGUCCACCUGGACUGGGAUGCGGGGCUGCUGUCGUUUUACAGCGCCGACUCCAUGGCGCCAUUGCACUCGUUUCACCAAACAUUCACUCAGCCCCUUCACCCUGGGCUGUGGGUGGGGGACUCAGUGAGGAUUAUGGAUCUGAGUGGUGCUUCUUCAGAGAGGUGAACGUGAACAGCGCAGAGGGCAGACGCCACGACGCACGGCGCUCGCCACCCUCGUCAGUAAAGUCGUGAAGAAAAAAAAGAUAAAAAAAGAGAAAAAUGUAAUAAUAAACAUUAAAUUCAAAUUUAAAGCUAAAAACCGCAAACUCAUGACGUUUUGAUCGCAACGUAAGUGGUCGUCAUCAGUCAAGAAAAGUU
Messenger RNA from Petromyzon marinus (sea lamprey), 1320 nucleotides. NCBI's taxonomy places the organism in Eukaryota, Metazoa, Chordata, Hyperoartia, Petromyzontiformes, Petromyzontidae. The record is from RefSeq and is a predicted model, not a curated record.